Molecule: messenger RNA, 5415 nt
Organism: Naegleria fowleri
Lineage: Eukaryota; Heterolobosea; Eutetramitea; Acrasida; Naegleriidae
Exons: 9
Coding region: 1-5415 (1804 amino acids)
Biological process (GO): intracellular signal transduction; cyclic nucleotide biosynthetic process
Molecular function (GO): phosphorus-oxygen lyase activity
Source: RefSeq, a predicted model, not a curated record
AUGACCAACAACCCUCAAAACCUUAAUCCCUCCUUUCCCUCAAACAGUAUAAAUGCCAACCACAGUAUUGCUACUACUAAGCCUCACCCUCCUACUAAUAACCACAACAACAACAACCAUACCCACCAUAACCACCAUCAUCAAGGUGCUGUGGAUACUGGUGGAGGAUUGCACAAUGCUCACGUUCAUACAUCUGAUUCCUCGAAUUCAGUCAAUGAAGCCUCUCAACCUCUUCAUACCACACAUGAACACCAACAACCAUCCACAACACAUGUAGGACCUACAAGCGCAUUGUCAUCAGGAUUCAAGAAGGCAAAUUCGGAGGUUAGAAAUGAGAGUUUCUCGAGCACUUCUGGAGAGACCUUUUCCUCUACGGAUCUCUCGACCUUGCACUACAAGAUCACUCAAGAUGUCAUGCUCUUUCUUUACACCAUGCAAAAUAAUUCGAGAAGACAUGGAUGGAAACAUUACCUUCUCGAUUUGGUAUUACACGCUCAGCUAUUUUGGAGUUUCCUAUUCAUCCCGGUGUUAAGUCCGCAAGACUUUUUGUUUGGACAGUGGGGAAGUUGGAUAUUUACCAUUGCUAAUUGGUCGACAUCUCUCUCUAUGGAUUUGCUACCUUAUUACGGAGCAGUGGGAAUUACCAGUGCUGCCUUAGUUCUCUUAUUGAUCAUGAUCUUGCUGUACAUUAUUGGAAGGAGAGCUGCACGUGAGACAUCUGCUAUGGUGGUGUAUUUGAGAAAGAUUCUUCACACUCUCUCUUUUAUCAUCAUUCUUUUGUCGACACCGAUGGCAUUUAUCUUUUCAAGCUUCUUUGAUUGUGGUUAUGGAUUUCAAACUAGACCUCAUGUAUUUACUUCUGAUGUCAACCAUAAUUCAGUCACCACUCAAUCUUCCAACCACACGCAACCGUCUUCUUUCACUGAUAAUGGUGGCAUGCAAAUGAAUCUCAAUAGAUUUCCCACGACUGCUUGUUUUGCAAGCGAGAAUAUUAUCAUGUGGACAAUUGCACUGAUUGGAAUGAUUGCCCUACUUGUAUUAACUGUAUUGUCCUCGUGUAUCAUACCACACAUGCAUCCUUUAAGCACUUCUCUAUUCAAGAGUGAUUCCUUAGUUUUUAGAGUGAGCUUUCUAUGUUGUAACAUUGUUUCAAUUACCAUACAUUACCUUAUACCUCCGCAUUUUGCCUUUGCACGAUCCUCUGCUCAUAUAGUGAUAAGCCUUGCGAUGUCAUACUUGGUCUUUAAAACAAUACCAAUGAUGAGAAGAUGGGAAAAUUCUCUUGUCUUUGCAAUAACUGCAUGUAGAUUAGGAACUUCUAUCGGCGGGCUUAUUUCACAUUUGACUAAUGCGACAUUGAGUGAUGAAUUUGGAAUUGCGAUGGCCAUGAUGACCAUUGGUUUGAUGACUCUUUUCUUUAUUGCUGGAUUUAUUGGAAUGGAAAUUUAUACGAGGAUUGUUUUUAAAAUGUUCAAGAGCAUGUACUUUAAUCCACAAGAAGACAACGAAGGAGAACGUGAACUAUUGCAAUUAUUUCAAGUAAUGGAUGAUAACAAGCAUUUGCCUCUCUUAUAUUUGUUUCUUAAGUUUUCCAUGGCUUCUUCAUCCCAUCAUGAUGAUUUACUUCAAGGAAUUAGCUUUAUUCGUGGUGUGACGUCUUUGAAAACUUUCAAUGAUGUUCAUUCUCUCAUAAUUUCAUCUCAAAUUGUGGCAUAUUUUAUACCUGACGAAAUUAAUUCAGCGAGUUUUGCUCACGCCUUGUUAAAGAAGGCCAUGAAACAACGUCCUAACAUUUAUAUCAAGUUCCUUAUUGGCCAAAAGAAAAAAGAGAUUGAAGUAUUUACAUCAGAAGUAAUUAAAACUGAUGGAUCUAUGGAGUUAAAGGCAACACUCCUCAAAAUGGAAAAGAAAACUAGAGAAUUAACAGCUAUUCAUAGACACUUUUUUAAGGAGUUAAUGCAAGAGAUUGUUUCAUACGAAAAACUUGAAAGAAUGAUGAUUCGUUGUGCGAUAUUAGAAGGAGAAUGUGACUCUAUUUUCAAAAACGUUCUCAAACUUUAUAACAACGACAAAACUGUUCUGCGAAUGUAUGCAAAAUAUUUGGAAGAUUUCAAAUUCAACAAACAGCUUGCUCAAGAAUUUUAUGUAGAGGCCUCUGGUAUUGAGGAAGAAGAAUCUGUUCGAAAACGCAUUGCAGGUUAUAGAAAUAACAACACAAAGAAGAUUCUUAAAAAAACCAAGACCUCGACAAGAGUUGUUCAUCCAGAAUCAGAGGAAAACCUAUCGACAUUGCAAGAGGCAGACAAGAGAUAUCGUUCUAAUACCUCGAUCACUUUAAGUGUUCAUUCUAAAAAUCCAACAGAAGAGAAACCCUAUGAUUUGGAAAGAGGUAAUAGCGAGACCAGCUUUGAUCUCACUGGAGUCGACACUUUGAACAAUGAAGCAAAGCGAGAAUUAACUUAUAGAUCCACAUUAUCAACGCCAUCUUCGAGAGUUAUUCAACUAGGGCUGUUCGGAAUUUUCAUUGUAAUUUCUUUUCUCCUCGUCACAGCAAGUUUACUCAUGGGCUAUUUCAUUUCUCAUGAGGUGACAGAUCACGUAACAACAGCACGAAGUGCUUGCGCUCCUAUUAUGGGUUUAACAACUGUAUUGGUCAAUACACGAGGAUUUCAACUGGUACAUGGGUUUGGAACUGAGAGUUUUCCCCAUGACCUAUCGACUCAGUUGUUUCUAAGUCUUGAUGAAAAUAAGGAAAUGAUGCAAGAAAUGAGAAAUUUGGCAAUUGAAUUAAGAGAUGCUGCUUAUAACUCAAAAUUCUCGGAUAGAAUUUAUUCUGUGUAUCAUGGAGAAGGCUUUCCUGUACUAAUUCCUCAAAUUGAAAACAAUAAUAUUAGAGUGUACAAUGUUACUGCACAAGAAAAUGCCACAAUAGCGGAUAUUAACAACAUGAUAAUAGAAGCUACAAAAGAAUUGCUGAACUAUGACGAAACUGAACUCCUUCAAACCUUGACCAGUUAUGAGUUCAUGCUUUUGCAUCGAAACUUUGACACCUUUAUACAUGCCUAUUCAACAUUUUGCAACGAAUUUAUGAACUCUUCUCAGAAUGAUGCUAUAGAAUUGAAUCAUACUUAUAUCGUUUAUACCUCUGUUGCUCUUUCCAUUUAUGUUCUAUUUUCAAUCUUUUUUAUGAUUUUCAUGAGGUUUGAUUUGGUUAUUGUAAAGAAACAAAUUAAGCUGUUACAAAAAUUUGUAACAAGAAAUGAGAUUGGAAAGAUCUAUCACGAACUCGGAAAGAAGGUUGGUGACGAAACGACCAUCCACAUUUCUAAAGCCGCAUAUCUCAAACCCAAAAAUUUGUUCAUCAUACUUUCCAUAGCUCUUGUGUUCACGGUAACCCUAAGUUGUGUUUUGUUUUUGGAGCAAACACUUUCUAAUACUAAUUAUAGUGUAAGAUCAUAUUCUACCAUCAGGUACAGUUAUGGCACUCUCACUUUUAUUCAGCAUCUCGCCUUUUAUGUAACUGAAAUAUUCACUUCAAAAGCAAUUGCCAACCAGACACAAUUAUUGAGGAAUGACGAGCUCGAAUUUUUCCACAGUGAUUUCAAUAAUAUUGUGAAUUCUCUUCGUGAGUAUUGGGGGAAGUGUUUGUUUGGAUCGAACUCACAAACAGGUAUUGACAACAGAGUGAUUGGUCUAUUUCCGGAAACUGAUGAAAUGAUCAAGGGCAACGAAAAUUGCACUCUUGAAAAAGUUUUACACGCAUCCACAUCUCGUCAUAACCUUUCAUGUGUUGUUGGAGUUGAUAGCACCAUUUCUGAGAUUGUUUUGAAGAGUAGAAAAUUGAUCGAAAACGUUCAAGCUGUUGACAGUUCGAUGUGGCAAAAUAUUGACUUUUUCAUGGAUGUUGCUUUUCUAACAAGUUACACCUCUCAAGUGUUGAUCGAAUUUUCAGACGUAUUCGCUUUUGCCUCAUCUGAACCAAAGCUUGAAGUAUUUACAGCUGUUGCUGUGCUUGCUUUUGCAGCCUUGAUUGUAUUGCUACUGUUUUUAGUCAACUCCAUGUCUCUUCAUUCAAAAACCACUUUCAUCAUGCGAAUGAUGUUCAAUUAUAUUUCUCUUGAAACUAUUGAGAGUAACGAACGCUUGAAAAAUUAUGUUUUAUAUCAUUCCUUAAUAAGCUUUUUGGAAAGGUUUAACCGCCAUGCGAAUUCAGACAACUCAGACGCCAAACUCAUUUCAAUUUUGAAUGCAUCCGUUGAAGGAGUUGUGCUGUGUAAUUCGGCACUGGGUAUGGAAAUUGUGAACCCUGCCUCUCUUAGAAUGUUUGGAUAUCAACACGAAGAUGUCAUUGGAAAGCCAUUAGUGUCACUGUUUGAAAAGAGUAAGCAAGAAUCGAUAAGAAAAGAAAUCGAAUCGAUGAAAUCAAGCGUUACUGAACAUGAUUCCAAAGGAGAAACCUUUGACGUGGAUUGUCUCAGAAAGAACCAAACAUUGUUUCCUGCCAAAGUAACUAUAUUCAUUUCCGUCUUUGAAAAGAAGCAAAUUGUCACCUGUUUUCUCAAAGAUGUAACCAGUGAAAAGAAACAAAAUUCUCUUCUUGCUGAAGAAAAGAAGAAUAGUGAAAAGUUGCUGCUCAACAUUCUUCCAGAGGUUGUUGCUUCCCAGUUAAAGAGUGGCAUUUCUCUGAUUGCCGAAAAGUUUACAGAUGUGACUUGCUUUUUUAGCGAUAUGGUCAAUUUCACAGCAAUGUCAUCCACCAUGUCACCAACAGAUUUGGUAGCCAUGCUGAAUAUGAUUGUCAAUGGAUUUGAUAACCUCACCGACACUUAUGAACUUGAAAAAAUCAAAACCAUUGGAGAUGCAUAUUUUUGUGCUGGUGGAUUGUUUAAUAGCUUGUCAGAUCAUCCUGAGCGAGUGCUGCGUUUUGCCAUGGAUACAUUUUCAGUAAUACGAGGGUUUAACAGCAAUUUGAUGACAGAGUUUUAUAGCGGCACUAAUGAAAAUAACUCACCUCCUAAACAAAUCAACAUUCGUUGUGGCAUCAACACGGGUAGCGUUGUUGCAGGAGUUAUUGGAAAGAAAAAGUUUGCCUACGACCUGUGGGGAGAUACCAUCAAUGUUGCCUCAAGAAUGGAAUCGACAUCCUUGGCUGGAAGAAUUAGAAUAAGCCGUUCAACCUACGAACGAGUACACGAUCUAGGUUUGACGUUUAUCGAAGAAACGAUCGAUGUGAAAGGUAAAGGCCUGACACAAACCUAUUUAUUGAACGCUUGCCAUCAUGUAUGUGCUAUAUUGACGCCAGAAGAAAUCAAUCAACUCACAAGAAAUGAAAAUGAUCAAUUAAGCGUCGAGAAACUCAAUCAAAACAACCAACUAGAGAAUGCAAAUGGUUCUAAACCUUCACUUUCUGAAUAA